AAUUUCACUAUUGAAUAUUGCGUGAGUUGUUAGUACAAGUGAAUUUUGAAGCUAAGCUCACACACGUUUUGGAUGACGGCUGUUGAGAGUAGCCAACGUGUAAAGGAAGAAAAGGAAAAGGAGGAGGAGGAAUUAAGUCUACAUCCACUUCAAGACUCGUGGUGUUAUUAUUUGUUCCAGUUCAAAAAGGGACUUCUUUGGGAUGCAUGUAUAGAAAAAGUAGCAACUUUCAGCACUAUUGAGCACUUCUGGAGUGUACUCACUCAUACAGUUAGACCGAAAGAUAUAACUAAUGGCAGCGAUUUAUAUAUGUUCAAAUCUGAAAUCAUGCCGAAAUGGGAGGAUCCGAAAAAUGAAAACGGAGGACGUUGGCUAAUCAAUGUUUCUCCACGACAAGACGUCAAUGUCUUAUGGGAUGAAUUGUUGAUGCUUCUAAUCGGUUCCGACUGGGAUACGGAUGAAGAGGAUAAACAGAUAUGUGGAGCAGUGUUCCAACCACGUGCUCGGGGUAGCAAGCUUUCAGUUUGGCUGACUAGUGACAAUGAAGAAGAAACUAUCGUAAGAAUUGGGAGGCGAAUUAAAGAGCGUUUAGCAUUAGAAGAUACGAUAUACUUUCAACCUGUUUCUGAUCAAAGAUCACAAAUUAGAGGCAAGGAUAUUUGUACUGGAAAAUAUGAAAUUUAGUUCUAUAUUAUUGCACUAACAUUUGUUUUGCAUUCCUUAUACUUCUCUUAGCCGAAUACGGAGAUUUUGUACAUGUUUUCUUUAAUCUCCCGUUUUUCCAUCGUUUUAAUCUUAAUAGAGGCAUUUAUUGCUAUCCAAUAAAGGAUUGUUUUAUAGAUCACAAGUUUAUGUUCCGGCCUUGUUUUCAUAAUUCCUUUCCAGAUUAAGGGUAUUACUCUUACCGUUUCGUUAAUUAGCUAUCUUAAAGAUAAACGAUGUAGAAUAUACCAAUUUUAUCAUUUCGAGAAGCAGUUAUAUGAGUAAUAUUCCCGAAGUUAGUAAAAUGCUUUGAAAUACGAUUUAACGUUCCUUUUAUUGUUUUAUUUUAUUUGAACAAAUAAAUGCUGGUAUAAGGG
Messenger RNA from Schistosoma spindalis, 1079 nucleotides. Lineage: Eukaryota; Metazoa; Platyhelminthes; Trematoda; Strigeidida; Schistosomatidae. The record is from the annotation of a GenBank genome assembly.